UGGCCGAGCAGGGCGGCAGAGCGGCAGUCAACUCACGCCAUUUUGGAUGAUCGCGAGAAGGGAAGGCUGAAAAGCAGCCAAGAAAUCGUAUAAUAUCCUCACCAUCCGAGGAUUUUACUAACAAUGGAGAACUCUUACGGCAUAGGGGUUCGUAACCGUUACGAACUGUUCUACGAUGAAGACGUUGACCCGAUGGAUCUUAUAAAGCAGACGGAAAAGAUAAAGGAUAAGAGCUCCGAGAAGGAAAACAAGGGAAAGACCGCUAAGGCCAAGGCUCCCGCCGCCACCAAGAAGGGCACCAAGACCGAGCCCGCCUCAAAGGCCGCCGACAAGACCAGCGCCCCAGUUGCUGUAACUCGAUCCAGCUCAAGUUGGUCUGGCUCUGAAGCUCCUGAGGAAACUAAGUUGCCCCAGCAGCGAGGACCAAGGCCCAGCGAUGGAAGAGUCAAGUUUUCUGACCGUGAGGAACGUAACAACCGACGCAACCGCCAGGAAGGAGGGGAAUACAGAGAAGGUCCUCCACCCCCAAGAUUUGAUGGUGAAGGCCGUGGUGGAGGCAGUGGUGGAAUGGGCCGAGGGCGUGCCCGUGGCAUGGGACGUGGCCGUGGCAGAGGACGUGGUGGUCCCGGUGGGAUCCCUGGGGGCAUGGACAACCGGGGCAAGAGGGAAUUUGACCGGCAGAGUGGAAUGGCAACUACUGGGGUGAAGCCUAUGGACAAGCGUGAGGGAUCUGGUUCUUUCAACUGGGGCUCUGACCGGGACCAGAUUGAGGAGCAGUUGAAUGCCACUCCAAAUGAACUUGACACAUCUGCUGAGACUCCAGAGAAGGCCCCAGAAGAAGGUGCAGCCCCAGCUGAAGGUGAAGAGGUUGCUAAAGAAGAUGACAAUGCCAAGGAAAUGACACUGGACGAAUGGAAGGCCAUGCAAGGCACCCGAAACAAACCCUCUUUCAACAUCCGUCGGGCUGGAGAGGGGGAGAAUCAGGCACAGUGGAAGAAGACUUACGUCCUCAAGAAGAAGAUUGAAGACUCUGAUGAAGAGGAGGAGGAGGAAGAGGAAGAAGAAGUACAUCAUGGGCGCAAGAAAGUUCUGCUUCCCAUUGACUUCCAGUUUGCCGACUCCCCUGGGCGUGGCAGGGGCCGUGGCCGUGGCAGAGGUGGACCAGGACGUGGGCGUGGGGGAGAGAUGCGUGGGGGUCGUGGUGGUGGUGGUGACCGUGGAGAACGCGGUGACCGUGGGGAGCGUGGAGAGCGUGGAGGACGCGGAGGUGAGCGCGGCAGCCGUGGUGGCCCAGGCUCCCGAGGCGGCCGUGGAGCACCCCGCCAGCAGGAAGCUCCCAAGAUGGAUGAUGAGAGGGAUUUCCCCAGCCUGGGAUAAGAUCUUUCUCCCCCAUGUUCUGCCCCAGAGGGAGAAGGCCCCUAGGCCUGCUCCAGCUAGUCUGGCAGCACUGGCCUGGCCCUCACACCGGCUUGUGUCGGAAGGUUAGGGAUCCCUGUGCGUAAGAGUUCUCCAUUGUUCCAUAUCUCAUCGAGCAUCAUUCUUAAACAUGGCAAGUUUUCUCCUGUACCAGAGUGCUGACAGGGAGUUCUGGUGGUGUGACUGACAAGAUCUCUUCACGAACUUUUAAUUAUAUCCACGUUCGGUACAAGAAACGACCAGUUCAAGUUUUUCGUCAGGGAAGUGGUUGAGGCUUGUGACCCUUGUUAUACCUUCCUGUUGUGGAGACUCUGGAGAGUGUUAAUGCUCAAAAGAUAAUUUCCAUUAAUAAGGAAUCCUAAAUGUCACUAAAAGAUUUUGUUGUAAAUAUUGAUGAAGCUGUCAGGUGGGUGCAGGGUAGUGAUGGUUGUAUGCAUGAGGGAGUGUAUGUACUGCUGCCCUCACUACCCCGGCGGAGGCUUGCCACGCUUUUUGUACUGGAUACUGAUUAACAAAUAGUUGAAUAAAAACAAAACAUCUCUA
Messenger RNA from Scylla paramamosain (green mud crab), 1959 nucleotides. Its product is annotated as SERPINE1 mRNA-binding protein 1-like. The transcript has 5 exons. Gene Ontology annotation, molecular function: RNA binding. The record is from RefSeq and is a predicted model, not a curated record. Lineage: Eukaryota; Metazoa; Arthropoda; Malacostraca; Decapoda; Portunidae. Gene Ontology annotation, cellular component: nucleus; cytoplasm. Bases 124 to 1377 code for a protein of 417 amino acids.